ACGUGAUGAGAGGCACGUGGCUAAAGCCGUCCCUAUUGGUCAGGCCGUGGGGCCGGCGCUCACGUGAGCGUGCGGGUGGCUUCCGUGCGGUGAUCGCGGGGCGCGCGGAGCUUGGGGCCUGGUGGGGGACGAUGAGUGGCGGCCGGCGGAAAGAGGACCAGACGUCGCACUCGCAGCAGCACCUGGUGGCCAACGGCGGCGGCGUCCUGCGGGGCUCGCUGUGGAGCAAGGCGCUGCGGAGCGACUCCGCCUGGGAGGACAAGGAUGAGUUUCUAGAUGUGAUUUAUUGGUUCCGGCAGAUCAUUGCUGUUAUUUUGGGAGUGAUCUGGGGCAUUGUUCCACUAAAAGGAUUUAUAGGCAUAGCAAUAUUCUGCCUCAUAAAUGCCGGUGUCCUAUACCUCUAUUUUAGUAGCUUCCAGCAAAUAGAUGAAGAGGAGUAUGGAGGAACAUGGGAGCUAACAAAGGAAGGGUUCAUGACAUCUUUCGCAUUGUUUUUGGUUGUCUGGAUAAUCUUCUACACUGCCAUCCAUUAUGAUUGACAAAAUAAGCCAAAUCAGUUGUCAUAAGUUAUUGAAGAACACUUUAAGAAACGGCUUCUGAUGGAUUGGGGGGAGGUAAACUAAGCCUGCUUUUAUGCCCAAGGUCUGAGGAGAUGGGACAAGCUUCAUGGCUUCUGAGAAGAGAAAUUGAGUCUGUGUUGAUUAUUUUUUAAAAAGUGUUGCUUUUCUGGAACUUAAAAAAGCCAUCACAAUAUUAAGCAGUUCAAGACUGUUCAAUCUGAAUUUUUUCUGUGACUUUCUCCACUACAGUGACAACCAGCCUCUCUUUGCUAAAGGGUAAACGUAGUAAUUAAUUUGUGCCCACUGUGUUGCCCUCUCCAAAUGAGAUCUGUUCAAUUUAUGUCUUGUCUUCCAUUUGACAGUAUACGGUUUUAAAAUAGUAGCCGUUAUGAGGCUUUUGGCAGGAGGAAAACUCUGUGGAAUUUAUUAUAGAGCACAGAAUGUGACAGUUGUCUUUGACUUGUUUUAAGAAAAUUAAAGGUCUGACUUCAGUAAACUGAUUGUAUUAAGUAUUACUGUUUAUAACCGGGUCAUUGGGGUUUCUUAAACUUUGGUUGCUUAGUUCAGUUAUAACCAGAAUCUUCAGAUUAUUUCUUAAAACUUUCAUAUUAUAACUCCUGUUGGGGAUUGUUAGGUAUACUUGGUUUGUUUAACUUUUUAAAAGUCACAAUUUUAAGAGCACCUUAACGUUUCAAUUAGCCAACUAAUUAACUUCUCAGAGCCUACCUCAGAGUUCAGUGGUCUAAAUGCACAAAAUAACUCAAGACAUAAUUCAGAACUCAGUUACUUAGGGGUUUCUACAGGUGUUUGGAGUACAAACACAGCUCAUUUUUCAGUUUUAAUAAAUAAUUGAAAAAUUAAUAUAAAUGAAGGCAGCUAAUUCCAUGGAGCUAUUCCAUGAUGGGAAUAGAUUGGGCUACAGUUUUGAUUUUUUUGUGAUUAUAGUUAUUGUAGAUAGUGAUAAUGGAUUAUGGACUAUACACUAGUUUAGGCUACUUAUGAUUCUUAUUCAUGGAUCCCAUCCAGGAAUAUUUUUAAAAUAUAUAAAGACUAUCUACAUGGGUAUCUUCCAGAAGUAGACCUGACUGUUCAAAUCUUAAUUGAAGAUCAGUCGACAGAGGACAGAAGGAGGUUUGCACUAAGACUGCCUUAUAAUGAGAACCUGAUGUGAGUCUUAAUAUACUGUGGAUGGAUUCUGCUAUUCUUCCUGCUCCUCCAUUAAGCCGUUAUUUUUUGCUUACUUCACUUUUCAAGGCAACUUUCUAGAUACCACAAAUACCACCUUGCCCCCUUCCAUUGUUCAGUUCUAACAUUAGAGGCAAAUUCCAUCAUAGGGGAGGCAAAAGUACUGUAGGUUCUGAGAGCCAUCACAGGAGCUUUUCUUGCAGGUCUUUUUUUGCCAACUUACUGAAUAGUUUUUCAUUCAGACUCCUACUGUAUGGAUUAGUCUGUCAUUCUGCUCUAAAACUUGAUUUCUGCUAGUAUUCAAAUUAUAUUUCUCAAUCAGCAUCUGAUUUUGUUUACUUAAAGCUACAGUCACCCACCAGUAUAUUAGAUCAUUUUAUACAUGAACAUGCUCUAAUAAAUGUCAUGUGGUUAUGAA
Messenger RNA from Heteronotia binoei (common prickly gecko), 2163 nucleotides. It is a transcript of the gene RAB5IF, whose product is annotated as RAB5 interacting factor. The transcript is spliced from 4 exons. The coding region runs from base 6 to 539 and encodes 177 amino acids. Gene Ontology annotation, biological process: mitochondrial respirasome assembly. The record is from RefSeq and is a predicted model, not a curated record. NCBI's taxonomy places the organism in Eukaryota, Metazoa, Chordata, Lepidosauria, Squamata, Gekkonidae.